This is a messenger RNA of Colletotrichum truncatum, 1338 nucleotides long. Lineage: Eukaryota; Fungi; Ascomycota; Sordariomycetes; Glomerellales; Glomerellaceae. The record is from RefSeq and is a predicted model, not a curated record.
AUGGCCGACAAGUAUCCCUUCAAGAGACAGCAGCAGACGUCAAACGACGGCGUCCCGCCUUCCAACCUCAACAAGCGGUCACAAACACAGCAACACAAUGUCCAAGGAAUGCAGCCACAAGAUCUCUACCUUCCAGGCAAGUAUCACUCCAUCUCAUCACCUAACGAUAACCAUCGUGGCAUCCAGGUACCUCCUUUCCUAGAGCCACCAACCGGCACAACACAACCUCCCAGCCACUUCCCUACCCUCCGCUCCUCUCCAGAUUCCGAGGUUUCUAUGCAUACUGCUAAUCCACAGUCCGCUCUUGCGAGCCCUUUAGUGUGGUCUAGAGUUUGUCCACAAUGCAAGAAAACCCCCAUGGGUCGUCUCCCAGCCAUUGGCCCAGGCGGCCGGCCGAUCGAGUCCGUAUGUGAAGCCUGCCGACAGCAAAACAUCAGAAACUCGGUCACAGCUGCCCGGGCAUUACAAGCGAUUCCCAGCGACAAUCAAGGCUCCCGAGGAUCAUCCACUCAGUCGAACCGCUGCCGCCGCUGCCACCGACAAAACACGGUAAACGGCCGAGACCUUUGCCCUGAAUGCACCGCCGCAGACAUUGCCUUCGGCCCACAUGGUCAAGCAAACAGCUCAGCAGGUGCUCUCCCGCAAGGCGACAACCACGUCUGCAUCCAGUGCAAUAGGAACAUCACAGCCUUGGGCCGGGCACAGUGUCAUGAAUGCAUUUCCGCCGGCAACACGUCCAAUAGAGGACGCCGAUUCCAGCCCGCCCCGUUGCCGCUCCAGGGCUCACAUAUCUCGGAUAUCCGCUCGGGAGUCUGCGACGUCUGCCACCGAAAGCAAGUGCCACCUGGUCAAAGACGUUGCGAGGCAUGUAUUAUCCUCCCCAACACCCCUACCACAGCUCACAUGGCCUUCUUCGGCGGACAGGGCAUAUGCGUGAUUUGCGAGCGCGCCCAAGCGCUGCCAGGUAAGGCUCACUGCAACUCGUGUCAGUUCGAAGGCAUGCACGGCGAGAUGCCGCUGCAAGCGAUGGACGAACUGGCGCCGGAGGAGACCAUGUUCUGCGCGAUAUGUGGCCUUUCGUGCCCGCGUGUCUCCAACGGACUCUGCAGCCGAUGUGAGGGAUCAAACAACAUUACCGACCCGAUUGAAGAGUUGCCAGAGCAGUCGACGGCCUAUAAUAAGCUGUGCGGCUGUAUGAAUCCCGUCCGCGCCCCGGGCGCCGCUCUCUGUGAAGGAUGCUUUGCGGUCUUUAACCGCGUGGGAAAGAUAGCUUGGCCCGCGGAAAGAAGGAAGCUGUGGCGGGGAGCUUCCAGACGACGGGAGUCUUUGGGUAAAUGA